This is a messenger RNA of Drosophila elegans, 6063 nucleotides long. It is a transcript of the gene l(2)gl, whose product is annotated as lethal(2) giant larvae protein. Gene Ontology annotation, molecular function: GTPase activator activity; syntaxin binding; myosin II binding. Lineage: Eukaryota; Metazoa; Arthropoda; Insecta; Diptera; Drosophilidae. The record is from RefSeq and is a predicted model, not a curated record. Gene Ontology annotation, biological process: regulation of protein secretion; cortical actin cytoskeleton organization; regulation of establishment or maintenance of cell polarity. The transcript has 9 exons. The coding region runs from base 385 to 3873 and encodes 1162 amino acids. Gene Ontology annotation, cellular component: cytoplasm; cortical actin cytoskeleton; plasma membrane.
UUGGCCACGGUCACACUCGGCGAUCUCCGACUUUGUUUGUAAUGAAAAUGAUGACGCGCGUCGUAUUUUCUGCUGAAGAAAUUGUUCCUGUCGAACAAAACAAGUGCACAGUACAUAGCUUCGCAUGCUCGGUAUAAAUUCGUGUUCUCUUGUUAUCAGUGUUCGUCAUACUUGUUUAAUUUUUCAAGAGAAGGCCAAUGUGAUUAGUGCGGGCGUCCCCAACACACAUUCAUAUUUAUGUAGGUGUGUCAAAAAAGAGAAUCAAGCAGAAAGCCACCGCCUUAACUGCGCAAAGAGACAAAUAAAUAGGUUUUCAGUUGAAUAAGGACACUAUUGAACCUAUAUCCAUUCGACGGACCAACCCUACAAAAAAGUUUGUAAAUUAUGUUGAAGUUUAUUCGAGGAAAGGGUCAGCAGCCCAGCGCGGAAAGACAACGCCUACAAAAGGACCUUUUUGCUUAUCGUAAGACCGCUCAGCAUGGCUUCCCUCAUAAGCCUUCGGCCCUUGCAUAUGACCCUGUCUCAAAACUCAUGGCGAUUGGAACGCAAACAGGUGCCAUAAAGAUUUUUGGUCAACCCGGAGUUGAAUUGUAUGGACAGCAUACGUUGGUAAACAACUCUGCAUCAGAGCUCAAUGUUCAAUUACUUGAAUGGGUUUAUGGAACUGGCCGCAUACUUUCGCUAACGGCGGCCAAUCAAUUAAUACUGUGGGAGCCUUUUGAAACGACAUUGCUUCCAAUUAAAACACUUCACUUUGACGGAAAACUGAAGAAAGUAUCAUCGUUAUGCUGUUCUUUAAGUAAAGAUUUGUUAUGGAUUGGUACUGAAGGUGGCAACAUCUAUCAACUUGACUUACAUUCAUUCACAAUAAAAGAACCAGUAAUUUACCAUGACGUGGUCCUAGAGCAGGUACCACCAGCUUACAAGCUAAACCCCGGUGCAAUUGAGUCUAUUCGCCAGCUUCCAAACGCCCUUAACAAGCUUCUCAUAGCGUACAACCGUGGCCUAUGUGUUUUGUGGGAUUUUGAAACGUCCUCCGUAGAACGAGCAUACAUAGCCCCUGGUCAUGGACAAAGCGUUGGUCUCUCAGUGAAUUUUGGAGGAUCUGAAUUUAGCUGGUAUCACGCUGAUGGUUCUUACGCCACUUGGAGCAUAGAUAACGCCGAGCCGCCAAGCAAUGUUAACUACGUUCCUUACGGUCCUGAUCCUUGCAAGAGCAUAAAUCGUCUAUACAAAGGCAAACAUGGAAACAACGACGUGAUUGUUUUUUCCGGAGGCAUGCCACGUUCAGCAUAUGGUGAUCAUAAUUGCGUUUCCGUACACGUUAACAAUGGAAAGAAAGUUUGUCUUGACUUUACGUCUAAAGUCAUUGACUUUUUUGUUACUUACAAAGAUAACAGUGAUGUCGCUGAAGUGCUAAUUGUUCUACUUGAAGAGGAACUCUGCGCAUACGAUCUUAAUGACCCCAAUAUUUCUGCAAUUAAAGCUCCCUAUCUGCACUCGGUCCAUGCAUCAGCUGUUACCUGCAAUUACCUUGCCUCUCAAGUGAAACAGUCUGUGUAUGAAAAUAUUUUACGAGCGGGAGAUGAACAGGACAUUGACUACAGCAAUAUUGACUGGCCUAUCACUGGCGGUGCGCUUCCGGAUGACUCGGGAGAAUCUGAUGAAGAGGACACGACGAAGUUGUAUGAAAUUCUGUUAACUGGGCACGAAGAUGGUUCUGUUAAAUUUUGGGAUUGUACUGGAGUGUUGCUUAAACCAAUUUAUAACUUUAAAACGGGCAGUGUUUUUGGGAGUGAACAUGACUUCCGGGAUGAUGCAGCCGCAGAUAUCAGUGCAGAACAACUUGAUGAAGGAGAACCCCCAUUUCGAAAGGCAGGUCUUUUUGAUCCUUACUCCGAUGAUCCUCGAUUGGCAGUGAAGAAAAUAGCACUCUGUCCAAAGACUGGACAGCUGAUUGUUGGAGGCACAGCUGGCCAAAUUGUUAUAGCUGACUUCAAUGACGCCCCCGAAAAGGUUCCUUUAAAAUACUGCUCAAUGAAUUUGGUCAGCGACCGCGAUGGGUUUGUGUGGAAAGGUCACGAUCAGUUAAACGUGCGGGCAAAAUUAUUGGAAAGUGAUGCCAGUCCAAUAACUGUAAAUGGCGUAAAUAUAACGGGAGUGCUGCAGGUUUUGCCUCCAGCCAGCAUUACAUGCAUGGCACUUGAAGCAAAUUGGGGUCUUGUAUCCGGUGGAACUGCUCACGGAUUAGUAUUGUUCGACUUUAGAAACUUUGUUCCAGUAUUUCAUCGCUGCACACUUAAUCCAAAUGACCUCACUGGAGCUGGUGAGCAGCUGUCACGACGAAAGUCAUUUAAAAAAUCAUUACGAGAGUCAUUUAGAAAGCUUCGCAAGGGUCGCUCGACGCGGAACAAUCCCAGCAAUCAGGUGCCCACAACGCUGGAGGCACGGCCAGUUGAGAGACAAAUAGAGGCACGAUGUGCUGACGACGGCCUGGGAUCAAUGGUGCGAUGUUUACUAUUUGCCAAAACUUAUGUUACCAACGUCAACAUAACAUCGCCAACUUUAUGGUCUGCAACAAAUGCUAGUACCGUGUCGGUUUUCCUUUUGCAUUUGCCCCCGGCACAAACCGCUGCAACAUCUGUACCAUCGGCAAGUGGCAACGCUCCUCCACAGACUCCUCGUCGCAUUUCCGCCCAACUUGCUAAAGAAAUUCAAUUAAAACAUCGUGCUCCUGUGGUUGGUAUUUCAAUAUUUGACCAGGCGGGUAGCCCUGUCGAUCAGUUAAACGACGGAGAAAACGGCAGUCCACCGCAUCGACUUCUAAUCGCAUCUGAGGAACAGUUCAAAGUGUUUUCACUUCCGCAAUUAAAGCCAAUAAAUAAAUAUAAGCUUACCGCUCACGAAGGUGCUCGAAUUCGUCGAAUCCACUUUGGAUCGUUCCGUUGUCGCAUACCGCCAGAGUUACUACAAAGCCUGCACGGUGGUAGCCCGACUAAAUCAACGCGUUCUCAUGUCGAUGGAGAUGGGUCUGCAAAUAUUAGUGCAAACCCAGCUGCUGGUCGUGGAGAUGAAUAUCACGAAAUUGCAUUGAUUUGCUUAACCAACAUGGGCGAUAUAAUGGUCUUAUCAGUCCCUGAGUUAAAAAGACAGCUGAAUGCCGCUGCUGUCCGACGGGAAGAUAUAAAUGGUAUUUCGUCGCUAGGUUUUACAAACUCUGGCGAAGCUCUGUAUAUGAUGUCCUCUUCGGAAUUGCAGCGCAUUGCCUUAGCCACGUCCAAAGUAGUUCAACCCACAGGCAUAGUUGAAGUAGAACCUUUGGAAACCGAAGAAUCCGCACUGGAAGAAAAUGAAGAAAAGAGCAAUAAGGAAACGGACGAAAACGCUGAAGUUUCCAAUUCACUGGAAGUUACGGAACCACCAACCGCUUCUAUUCGCGCAAAACUUGUUGAGGGCAAUGUUGAAAGAAGUAGUCUUAAUUUAACAAAUGGAAUCAGCAAUAGCAACUCACCCAACCGCGGCAACGAUACUAUCAGCAGUUCAAUUGGUGAUAUCACCGUUGACUCCGUCCGUGACCAUUUAAAUCUUACGACAACCACGUUGUGUUCUACGACUACAGAGGAGACUGUUGGUCGCCUAUCGGUGCUUAGCACGCAAACAAACAAAGCCACUACUACAGUUAACAUGGACGAAAUUCCGGAUAUUAAUAUUUCCAAUUUAGGUGACCUGGCAUUGAAAAGCAAUACGACCGAAACGAGCACUAGUUCCGUAGUAAUAAAAUCGGUUAUUACAAGCAUAUCCCACGAAAAAACGAAUGGCGAAAGCGAAUUAAGAACGCCGAAAACCACAACGCCUGAAGAAAGCCAAUUUUAACAAUGACAAACAAAUGCGGCUUUAAUACUAGCAAAAUUGACCCAAUAUAAAAGGUUUAGUCUGUUUUCUUUACUCAUAGUAAGCGAAAAGUAGAUUUAAACUGCAAAACCCAAACGUUUUUCUUGUUUAAUAUCUACUUUUUGUCUACUUGUAUUGGAAUCAUAGUGCUAUUAUUCCGACCGCAACUGUUUUUAUUACGCAUUAAGAUGCGUUUUACGUAGUUUCACAGUGACUUUAUACAUGGUUUUUGUGGCAACAAUUGGACCACAGGCAACUAUUGCAUUUUAUAAAACAUUUUACACAUUACAUGUUAUGUUUAGUUAAAAUUAAUUUUAAGUUUCCAUUAUCUACAAUCUGUUUGAGUCUUCAAAUAUUUAAAAGAAUUUACAUUUUUCUUAACGUAUAAUUCUUUUGAAGUUGAUUAAGGGCUGACCAAUUUGUUACAUUACCAUGUAAAAAUUUAGAAAAAAUAUAUUUUCCAUAUAUUAACUAUUUUUGUAUAUAUUUGAAUCCAACUUUUUAAAGUGUUAUUUUUUAACUUUUUUGGUUUCCGAAAAUUGGUCACUUAUGUUAACAUUAAGUUUUUAAACAUUCUGAAUCUAAAAAGUAUUAUCAACAAUAAUUGAUAAACAUGUUUAAAAAAGUACAACAUGAAAAAAAUAAGCCUUAUCAACGAUGACUAAAAUUAUAAAAGAUUUUAUAAAUUAUUAAAAACAUCUUUAUAUUAAAUUUAUUCAAUAAUCAAAUACACAACACAAAAGUUUUCAUGUUUUUAUAAUGAAAUUCGUAUCGAAAGUUAAGGAAUACUUGGACCUGUAAGUAUUUUAAAAGCUUAAAUAAAAACGAAUUUGAAAAAAGAUUCCAAGAGGUACAACAUAAAACGUUUAUGAUUUAUAAACUUAAAAUUACAGCUGAUUUUAGCUGAUAUAUAGUAGUACACACACUGAAAGGAAGAAACCUGUUGUACGCACCGAAAAUUUUAGAUGUGGAUUAAGGAAUUAUCUUUAAAAGAUUGCUUGCAAAAUUACUUUCAUACGGUAAUUAAUAUAGGAUACAAGCUCGUGUUAAAAACAUGUUCAACUUUAAAUAUCACUAUCUUACAUAAUUUUUAUGCGGAUCUUAAUGCAUUUAUUUAUAUAAAUAAGAAUUUUCCAUUUACAAACUGUUUUGCCACUGAAGUAUUUUCUUAAAAUUUCAGAAAUAUGUUAAAUAUGGAUUUGGACCAGGUCAUAAAGACUACAAGUUGAAAAAGGAAAACAUUUUUAUUUACAUCUGGUUUAGAUAGUGCUUAAAAAAUAAGCACACCAUUUAAAUACAGUGCACAACAGAAGCCAAAAAAUAAGAAAUCCUAACCUGAGACUUGUUUACAAUAAACUAGUAUUUUCUAAAUGCAUUUGGUCUUCGAUCGCUUGAGAUUCAACUGGGACUCCUGAAAUAAUCAAUAAAUUUCGGAUUUUUGAUAAAAAUAAGAAGCUGGAUUAUGAAACCCGCAACUUAUAAGUUAUUUGUUUACAACGGAUUAUAUGAAUAAACAAGCAUUAUGCUUCUGCCAGGUGUUUUAAUUUUUUCUCUCGUUAACCAUCCAGGAUAAAGCAUACGCAACACAAAGGUUUCAUGUUUUUAUAAUGAAAUUUGUAUCGAAAGUUGAGGAAUACUUGGACCUGUAAACAUUUUGAAAGCUUAAAUAAAAACGAAUUUAAAAAAGAUUCCAAAGGUACAACAUAAAACGUUUAAGCUUUAUAAACUUAAAAUUACAGCUGAUAUUUAGUAGCACACUCACUGAAUGGAAGAAACCUGUUGUACGCACCGAAAAUUUUAGAUGUGGAUUAAGGAAUUAUCUUUUAAAGAUUGCUUGCAAAAUUACUCUCAUACGUUAAUUAAUAGAGGAUACAAGCUCGUGUUAAGAACAUGUUCAACUUUAAAUAUCACUAUCUAACAUAAUUUUAUUGCUGAUUUAAUUACAUUUAUUUAUGUAAAUAAGAAUUUUUUUAUUUAUCUGGGACUUGUUUACAAUAAACUAGUAUUUUCUAAAUGCAUUUGGUCUUCGAUCGCUUGAGAUUCAACUGGGACUCCUGAAAUAAUCAACAAUUUUCGGAUUUUUGAUAAAAAUAAGAAGCUGGAUUAUGAAACCCGCAACUUAUAAGUUAUUUGUUUACAACGGAUUAUAUGAAUAAACAAGCAUUAUGCUUC